This is a messenger RNA of Opisthorchis viverrini, 450 nucleotides long. RefSeq lists its product as hypothetical. Gene Ontology annotation, molecular function: dynein intermediate chain binding; minus-end-directed microtubule motor activity; dynein light intermediate chain binding. The annotation marks the transcript as partial. The record is from RefSeq and is a predicted model, not a curated record. Gene Ontology annotation, biological process: microtubule-based movement. NCBI's taxonomy places the organism in Eukaryota, Metazoa, Platyhelminthes, Trematoda, Opisthorchiida, Opisthorchiidae. The transcript has a single exon. Gene Ontology annotation, cellular component: dynein complex.
UCUGUCGUGGCACGUGGCACACUGAACAACAUUGCAGCCGCGCGCAAUUAUGUCCCGACCUUCCUCAACUUUUCUGCGCAGACCAGCAGCAAUAGGACACAGGAGAUAAUCGAGAGUAAAUUGGAGAAACGCAAGAAGGGCAUUCGUGGAGCACCAAAAGACAAACGAGUGAUUCUGUUUGUCGAUGAUUUGAACAUGCCAAGAUUAGACACUUACGGAAGUCAACCACCAAUAGAACUGUUGCGUCAGCUAAAAGACUUUGGUGGAUUCUACGAUAGGGACAAGCUGGAAUGGAUUACAAUACAGGAUGUGACGUUGUCGGCGGCUUGCGGACCUCCAGGUGGUGGCAGGAAUCCAGUCACACCUAGGCUAAUUAGACAUUUCUCGGUGUUCACAAUUCCUCCACCUUCGGAAGUCAACUUAAAACAGAUAUUCUCAACCAUUCUUAAA